UUCCAAUUCAGUAAACCAAGUUGAUGACAAAUUUUAGUGGUUCGUUGUUUGGUUGAUGCAUGUCGGUAGCUGAAACCAGUCAAGUUGAGGCAACACUUGCAGCUCAUAUAAGUCCAAUUACAGAAGAAUUGGUUUAUGGAAGAGCACUCGUAAGGGCAGUCUCUUUGGAGUUACUAUCGUUUGGAUUGUACUGUUUCCUUACUCAACUGUGGUUGCCGUCGGUGUUGGGCUUGCCACUUUCAACCCUUCAAGAUGGAGAGCCUUUUGCCUCGAGUACAGUUUAUACUACGCAAGGACUUGGUUGUCUUGUUUGCCUUGCAGGAUUUUUGGCGUUGUCUUAUUCAGAUUGCUUGGUAUUAUCUCCAGUUACGGCACGUGGAAACUUGCGUUUAAGAUUUUUCCGAGGCAUAAAAUGUUCUGCUUGUUGGAUUCAUGCUAUCGCAUGUUCCUUUGCAGGAUUUCUUCUCGUUCCUGCUUUCAGCACUGUUGUAUUUUCUAAAAAAGGUCAAAUCAUUGUAGGAGACAAUCUUUUGCGUUUAGGGUUUAUAGGAAUACUCUUUGGACUGAUCUACAGCUUCCAAGUUCAAUAUGAAAGAUUUCUUAUAUAUUUUCCUCAUUGUCUAUUGCCUUGGGUGCGUCGUUGUAAAGAACGUUUUUAUCCAGCUCUGUCUACAACUUUCAAGUCCGUUGGUUAUUUUGUCUUUAUCCUUUUAGUGUAUGCUUUCUAUCGACAGUUCAUGUGUAAGAAUUUGGUUUUCAUUUCGGAUGGAACAAGUUUGGUUGCUAUCGUUAUUCUUGUAUCGAUACUAUUUUUCCAUUGUUUCAUAGGAUUAGAAAUGUUCAAAGUAUUUGCAUCCCAAAGAAUCGACUUUGAGCCUCCUCAACAUCUUCGUCAUAUUGUAGGCACCAAUGAAUGGCUAAUCCAAGGAUUAAUUAGCAAAAGGCAACCCAUUGUGAACUGGUUGGCAUUUUUGGAUUUGUAUCAAGUAGCUCUUCGGUUUUCGAAACGUUGUCAUGCCUUGUUUUUGGAUGUUACUGGGGAAACAUGGAAAAUCGUUUGUAUGAGUUGCAUAGAAUGUAUGGAUAGUUUAACGAAAGAAUUGAAUGAUGUUUUGAAAACAGAUAUUCCCGAUAGUGGGAAACAGGUAAAUGAAGCAACUUCGGAUCGUCAGAAAUUGGAAGAACUUCGCAGUUUUGGUAUGGGCUCUGUGGUAAGGAAGCGCGUAAAUGAAGUUAAGAAAGUGCCCAUAUCAACAUACCAAACAAGUCAAGAUAGCAAAGUUGCCAAGAAGGAUACGAAAAAAUCUUCGCUAGAGUUGCCUCUCUUUGGUGCACAACGAAAGAUUAGAUGGGCUAUUCAAGCCAUAGCCUUUAUAACAGCGGAAAGUCGAGAUCACGACAAGUAUGGCCAAGCACAAGUUUCAUUACCAGUUCUUAUUUCUAGUAUGUUGCAAUGUCACAUGGCAUUAUCUUCUUAUUUAAGAGUUAGCCUGGUCCGACGUUGGUCUUCUGAAGAAUACAAAAGUGCUUCCGCUAUAAAGGAUACUCUUGAGUUAUCAUUGUACAAACUGAUUGCUACGUUCCCCGAGUAUUUCCAACAGUUACUGAGAAAUCCAGUCGCUGGUUGGAGUCAAGAAUGUAUUGCCAGUUUAGAAGCAUUUAUGAAAGAUAAUAUCCAUUUCAAAUGAUAUAUGUGAAUAAAACUCAUAGAAGACUAUGAACUAUGCAAUGGUUUUUCUCUUUUU
Galdieria sulphuraria is the source of this 1745-nucleotide messenger RNA. RefSeq lists its product as uncharacterized. The transcript has a single exon. The record is from RefSeq and is a predicted model, not a curated record. NCBI's taxonomy places the organism in Eukaryota, Rhodophyta, Bangiophyceae, Galdieriales, Galdieriaceae. The coding region runs from base 60 to 1688 and encodes 542 amino acids. Gene Ontology annotation, molecular function: protein-macromolecule adaptor activity. Gene Ontology annotation, biological process: nuclear pore organization. Gene Ontology annotation, cellular component: nuclear pore transmembrane ring.